Pristis pectinata (smalltooth sawfish) is the source of this 13299-nucleotide messenger RNA. It is a transcript of the gene brinp1, whose product is annotated as bone morphogenetic protein/retinoic acid inducible neural-specific 1. NCBI's taxonomy places the organism in Eukaryota, Metazoa, Chordata, Chondrichthyes, Rhinopristiformes, Pristidae. The record is from RefSeq and is a predicted model, not a curated record. The transcript has 9 exons. Bases 428 to 2713 code for a protein of 761 amino acids. Gene Ontology annotation, biological process: negative regulation of mitotic cell cycle; positive regulation of neuron differentiation.
GCAGUCCAUCAAUUGCUCUCUCUCUCUCUCUCUCUCUCUCUCUGUCCUUCCUCAUUCAGCCCAUCUUGAGCACUAAGUCGGUCCCUCCUCUCUCUCCCACUAGCAGGAGCGCCGGCUACAUUCUCAUUCAGUAUAGAUCUCCUUACAGGAUCAGACCUUCAAACCAAUAGCCUCUACCGUUCAUACACCCCUGGACUAUGUUGCUGCAGCCGCCGCUGCUCCUGGUCGCUCAGAUCUCCUCAGCCGCAACCGCGCACAGCCUGCAAGGUCGCUUGAACCGCCGGAGCUGGUACCACAGGGUCCUCGGCAACUUUAUGCCGAAAAACCUUCAGCCCAGAACUCGCUGCACACCAGCCACGGAGAAGGACCGUCACUAGGACCCCACAGAAUGGAGCAAGAAUGAACAGAAAGUGGCUGAAAGAAAAGCAUGAACUGGAGGUUUAUUGAAUUCAUCUACUUACUGUUUAUAUGGGACCAUAUAACAGUAAAACCUUCCCACCAGGAUCCUACAGCCACCCAGAACCAUGUCACCAAGCAGUUUGAUUGGCUUAUAUCGGACAGGGGCCCUUUCCACAAUUCGAGGGGAUAUUUAUCCUUUGUGGAAAGAUAUCGUCAAGGAUAUACAACAAGAUAUAAAAUAUAUAGAGAGUUUGCACGUUGGAAGGUGAGAAAUACUGCGGUCGAGAGGAGGGACCUAAUCCGGAAUCCUAUCCCACUGAUGCCUGAAUUCCAAAGAAGCAUUCGCUUGCUUGGAAGGAGGCCCUCAACCCAGCAAGUGAUUGACACCAUCAUCCGGAAGUACGGAACACAUGUCCUGUCAUCGGCAAUCCUUGGAGGAGAAGAAGCACUUACCAUGUAUAUGGAUAAAAGCAAGUUAGACAAAAAGUCUGCAAAUGCCAGUCAGAGUGUAGAGGCCCUUCAUCAGCUAGCCUCUUCAUAUUUCAUUGAUCGCGACGGGACCAUGCGAAGACUUCAUGAAAUCCAAAUCUCUACUGGAGCAAUCAAGGUGACCGAGACUCGGACCGGACCAUUGGGAUGUAGCAGCUACGAGAACCUUGACUCAGUGAGUUCAGUACUACUGCAGAGUCCUGAGAGCAGACUGCAUUUGCAAGGUCUCCAGGUUGUUCUUCCCGAAUACCUGAGGGAGAAGUUUGUGCAGUCAGCCUUAAGUUACAUCAUGUGCAAUGCGGAGGGGGAAUACAUCUGUAAGAACAGCCAGUGUGCUUGUCAAUGUGCGGUGGAAUUCCCACAAUGUAACUGUCCCAUCACCGACAUCCAGAUCAUGGAAAAUACAUUGGCUGGGCUUUCUGAGUCUUGGAACACUGCCUAUAAAGAUUUUGAAAUGUCAGAUGAAUUCAAGUCCUUCUUGAAGCGUUUGCCGACCACCCAUUUCCUGACGAUGGGGAGUGUUCACCAGCACUGGGGUAAUGACUGGGAUCUCCAGGCACGCUACAAGAUGCUUCUGAGCAAUGUGGAGAUGUUGAAGCUGAAGAUCCAGCGCACAGCCCGCAAGCUUUUCAGUCUCAGUAUCCGUUGCCGGCACAACCCUAACCACCAGAUGCCUCGAGAAAGGUCGGUACAUCAGUGGCUGAAUCGAGUCCAAUCGUUUUUAUACUGCAGCGAGAACGGUUACUGGGGCACCUUCCUGGAGAGCCAGAAGACCUGCGUGUGCCACACCAUCGCCAAUGUGUGCCAGCGGGCCAUCCCCUGCAACAUUGGCAGCAACAGCAGCUGUGCCAUGUGCAGCCUGGCCAACAUCUCCCUCUGCGGUUCCUGCAACCGGGGCUUCAAGCUGUACCGGGGGCGCUGCGAGCCACAGAAUGUGGACUCGGAGCGCAGCGAGCAGUUUGUCAGCUUUGAGACGGAGCUGGACUUCCACGACCUGGAGCUAAAUUACCUCCUGGCCAAGAAGGACUCCAGACUGUCCAUCCAGACCAUGUUCAUCAGCAACGAGAUCCGCCUGGACACCUUCUUCGACCCCCGAUGGCGGAAGCGAAUGUCACUAACCCUUAAAAGCAACAAAAACCGUGUGGACUUCAUCCACAUGGUGGUGGGCUUGUCCAUGAAGAUCUGCCAGAUGAGAAACAGCAGCCUGGACCCAGUUUUUUUUGUUUACAUUAACCCCUUCAGCGGCAGUCACUCGGAGGGUUGGAACACGCCGAUUGGCGAGUACGGUUACCCCAGCUGGGAGAAAACGAGACUGCACGACUCGCCGUGCUACAAUUGGACCCUGCUUCUGGGCAACAGGUGGAAGACGGUCUUCGAGACCGUCCACGUCUACCUGCGCAGCCGGGCCAAGCUGCCAGCUGCCCUGCGCAACGAGACGGCCCAGGGUCCCGUGGACCUCUCGGACCCCAACAAGCGGCAGAUCUACAUCAAGAUCUCGGACGUGCAGGUGUACGGAUACAGCCUGCGCUUCAACACCGACCUGCUGCGCAGCGCGGUCCAGCAAGUCAACCAGUCGUACGCGCAGGGGAGCCAGUUCCACUCCUCGUCCUCGGUCAUGCUGCUGCUGCUGGACAUCCGAGAGCGCAUCAACCGGCUGGCGCCGCCCGUGGCCCCAGGCAAGGCGCAGCUGGACCUGUUCUCCUGUAUGCUCAAGCACCGCCUCAAGCUUAACAGCAGCGAGGUCAUGCGGGUGAACCACGCCCUGGACAUUUACAACUCCGAGAUCCUGAAACAGGCCGACCUACUGACGACGAAGCUCUGUUGACAUUUUCCGACAGGAUUUGUACAGCGGCAAAAAAAAGAGAAACACAAACACAUGCACCACAAAGUGAUUUCUUGGGGAAAGGCAAGGAGUCGAUGGGGAGAAGUGGGAAGGGGCGGUGGGUGAUUCAGCAAAUCAAUUUGUCCAAGCAUGUUUCUUCUCCCUUCAGACAAGGACACCUUUGUAGUUCCCACUUUAAGCAGGGGAAGGCCUUCCGGGAUGUGUGAGGCAGUCAGGAAUAUUUGUUGUGAACUACUGCCAUUCCAAAAUAUUGUUAGCAUUCUUAUAAUUUCCACAGGUGCACAUGCUAGCUGGUAACUAGCAUGAAUUUGUACAGAAAAUAUAAUGCACACACACACAAAGUAGUUCCACUGGGGUAAGUGGAAUAUAAAACAAUUUAAAAAUAAUUAAUGAUUAAGGAAAUGUUGAGUAUGAGCACGUGUGGAGCUUUAUAGUGGGAAAGUUGGGGGUUAUUGAGGUGGGGGAAGGCACAGUUAGGAAUAAUUUCAUCCGGGGGUCUGUCAGCCACAUUCAUUAGCACUGUAGGACUGCAUUCAGGGAAGCACCUUAAAACACCAACAAACAUUUGCUCAAAAGUCACAUUGAUCUCACUUCAAGCAGUUUGUCAAGUUCCCCCUCAAAAGGUUGCCUAUUGAAUUAAAUAAUCAUAUUCAGAGUCAUAGAAAUUGUAGCCACAGAACAGUGCGGUGAAUAUUAUCCCAUCCAUCCAGCGCUUGGAACUAAAAUUAAACGGCACCUUCGGUGAUAUUGACUCAGCAUUGGUUAACGAUAGUUGGCACAUCAGAAAAAAAAAUCUUAAUUGGAAAAGCUCAAGAGGGGCCAGAGGUCAGCUCGUAAAUUGAGAAAUAAAGAUUCAUAAUUUGACAGUGUUUACCCCUCACUGUUUGAUUAAUGAUGUACAGAUGUUUAAGGGCCAUCCACUGACUUAAUAAUUCAACACUAGCAUCUUUUACUCCAUCGUCAGUAGGAAGUGUUCAGAAGGAGCUGAUGGAUUUUUUUCUCAAUAACAUGAGAAAGUGCUGAAAAUACAGAAUAGACCAGAUGACAACUAAAACAACAAAAUACUCACCCAUUAUUUGCAAGAUUCUUCAUCCUGUCAGAAGAUAAUUUGUUUUUUUUUCAAAUGCCGAUUGGUCUGCACAUUCCUAUUAUUUUCUUUUUUUUUAAUGAUGUUAUUUUAAUUUUCAGGAAUCAUUUCUUUUGGUUUGUUUAAUUAUUUUAUUUAUAACAUUAUAUUUUCUUUUGAGUUCUCUGGCUUUAUGUUAGUGGAGCUUACUGUAGCCUCUGACUGCUCAGUCUCUUCUGACAUGCAAUUCAUGGCAGGGGUUCAGUUCUUGCAUCUGCUUUGCUCCCCCCUUAUACUUUGCAAAAUGUCCUUGACCCUGAGAUAUGGUGACCAAUGAAUUUAUCACUUGUGCAUCCAACUUCUAAAGCCUCAGGCAGUUUAGGACAGUAGAUCUGAGGGUAGAUCCAUGAAGGGAAAAUCCCAUUGUUUAAUGUGGAGCUGCAAACUCGUUUCCUUGUUCAUCUCAUCCUGUAGAUCAACACUGAUGUGUAUAGAUUUCAAAAAAGGCCCAAAAGUUUAGUGAAGGAUAAUCGUUUUUAAAGGGACUUCUAAUUGUUUUAUUAUGCCAGAUUCCACGUUCUCUUUUGUAUCCAUGCGCUUUACAUCAUAACUAAUGGUGUAUUCCCGCUGUACUCAGCCCAGUUUCCAUGUGAUGGUCAACCUCAUGUCGACCAUGUGAGACUUUCACUUCAAAAACCAGGAGUGAUUCAACGACUGUACUUUCUGGACCAAAUUUCAAUUUUCAUUAACUGUCUCUCAUUUUAAUAAUCCUGUCCAUCCUUGAAACCUCUUUAAUGCAAAGCUUCUUUUGUGAACUGUUGUAAUCUAUUCGGUAAUGAUGUGAUAUUCUUUAAAGAAAUGCAAGAAAAGUAAAAACUGAGUGCGUGUGUAUCUAAUACACCCCCAUUCUCUUUAGUUAAUGGUGUCCUUGUUGAGUGACAUUACUCCCCCUUUUUUUCCCUCCCCUACACAUAACAGUAAUUUCUCUGAGUUUCUCACGUAAGGACAAUAUUCUCCCUGGCAUGUUCAAACAGUGGUUGGGAUGUUAGGAAAGAGGAUGUGGCUCCCAUUCCUAACUCCAUCUAUUGUUAGGAAUGUAGGAUGUUUGUGAAGCUAGGGACUGUCUUGAAGCUUUGUUUUCUUACAGUAUCUCAGGAUAAAAAUUCCUGCCCUUGCUCAGUUGAGUGGCUGUGGUAUCCUUCCCACCAUGACAGUAGUGCCUCUGACAACAUAAAUAAUUUUAAUCUCCCACUCCAUUGUUGGGUCUGCCCUCUCAUGUAGCUUUGGUGGUACAUUGACCUUUUGGUUUAUAUUUUUUUGCAGUGUUAGGCAGGAGACGGGAAACAAACUUGCAUAAACUUGGUAACUAUGGGGUUGCUCAUGGAUUUAAUGAGUUGAAUGUCCUCCUAUAUCACGAGAAAAAUAGGAGUGGGAGGCAAUGAGCAUCAUAUUCAUGAAUAUUAUUGCUGCAGUAACAUUCAGACAGAUCUCUUGAUCUGCUUCUAAAGCAGUAAAUACCUUGGCACCUUAUUCUGGAGGUGGAAGAAGCAGAAUUCUUGGAUGGUCCAUGGGUUUUUUCCAUUCAUUCAACUAUUUCUUGUGUUCACUGAGGGAAUAUUUUAGCAGGGACAUCCCAUUGAACUUCAGAUUCUGAAAAUGAAGGCCAUUCAGAGUCAAGGUCAUUUCUGUAAAAUGUUGAGACAAAGGUGAAAGUCAGCCAAUGUAGGUUGAUAUGGCACAGCUGUAAGACUGGUCAAAGGUAUGCUUGUGACAGGACCACAAUGGUAAGAAAUUUAGGUUACCUAUUCUCCUGCUUUGAGGACUGUUUUACAGAGACCAGAUUAAGAAGAACCUAUUGGAAAAUUGAUCAUCUUCCCUGGAUAUUUUCUGCAAACUUUGUAAGUGUAAUACAGGAUCUGCUCCAAGUGCUCAUCUCAUUCAAGAACUUCAUCUCCAGCAUCAGAAAAACAAAAAAAAUGCAGAAACUGGAAUUCUGAAAUAAAAACAGAGGAUACUGGAAAUACUCACAGGUCAGGCAGCAUCUUUGGAGGGAGAAAUGGAAUUAACUUUGCAGGUUCCUUUCAUCAGAACUGAGUAAAGUUAGAAGUCAAACAUGUUUGAAGUUGUAGGCAGUAGGUGGAGAGAAUAAAGGGACCGUCUGUGAUAAAGAUGCAGAAAGGAAAGGGAAGAGAAGGGAGAAUAAAUCUAGCAGUGGCAUCAUGUUGAAGGUAGUGGAAAAUGCAGAUAAAUCUGUUGAAUCCGGCUGGUGUGGAAAGAGAGAGGCGAGAACAGAAAUGUUAGAAAUUGAACAGAUGCGAUUGGGUACCCUGUUUCUCUAUCACAGUCAUUUCAUUUAUUCACGCCACUCCCCUCCCUAUUCUUAACACAUUUUUGAUUUCUCAGUUCUGGUGAAAGGUCAGCGACCUGAAAUGUUGACUCGCUUUCUCUCUCCACAGAUGCUGCCUGACCUGCUGAGUAUCCUCGGCAUUCUGCUUUUAUCUAAUCUCUAGCAAAUCCUUUCCUUCCUGUUCAUUGUACCACCAGCAUCUUGAACGUUCCAUGCCCAAUGCAUAACAGUCAAACACCUACGAUGUCUUCCCAUUUUCAUGUUUUCCAGCUCCAAUUUUAUGACGGAGACUAGUUUGAUCAACAGCAUUGAUACUUUUUUUCCCUUGACUGUUAACAUCAGGGGUUGAAGUCAUUUUAGAAGAACCAGCAUAGCUUGAUGCACACUUAUACACAGACACAAUGGUCAAAUGGGUUUAACGAUUGGAACUUGGAAGCUUUAACCAGUUAGGCUUUUCCUUCCUUCAGCACUGACCUCUCUUUGCUUCAUUGUACUGUUAAACACUCCAUCAACAGUCUAUAAAAUGGCAAGUAUUCACAGCUGUGGUUAAGAUCGAUGAGAUUAGAGCCUUGGAUAUCUAUAAAGAUCUAUAAAAUAUUGUGUGAUACCUAUUAAUUUACACUUUUACACUCUCAAGAGAGAAUGGUUAAAAACUGUGGCAGUUAACAAUACAGCUGCUGGUGAGCAAUUCGUCAUUGCCCAUUUAUUUCAUUCCAGGCUAUAAAAUGUUGCUAAUGCACCCAAUGGUGCUCAACCUUUGGGAAUCAGCAUGAAUAAUCCCCAAGGCUGAAUCAAGUUAUUAGCUAUGAAUGUUUGCCUGCCGGUGGUAUGUUAUCUUCCAGUCUGGAAACACAAAGGUAUCACCCCAUUUGUCAUACCACAGUGAUACCGGAGGUCAUUUUUCGAUAUAGUUACUGUAUUCAUUGAGAGAACAAGUUACCUAUUUAAACACAAUGGAAAUGUCCACUGAUGAUUGACAACUAUUUUGAUUUACAUGUGGUACUUCUUCUCAGGCAGGCCCUUGGGAUUAUGGAUGACUUACUUCCACUCCAGUUUUGAGGUUCCAAAGUGGCUCAUGAGGCCACUUGGGACACAGAUUUUUCCGCAGAUGGGGAGAUGGUGGCUGACAGGACAGUUGGGUAGAAGUGGCCUGUUCCUUGCACCCUUAUGCAAGGCUUCUGCAUGCUCUUGAUACAUAGACUAGAUAUUCUCAAUAACAUCUCCUCCAUUUUGGGCCAGAGAUUCCCAGGAUUCAGUGGGGAUAUUCCAUUUCUUCAAGGAUGCUUUGAGCACAUCCUUGAAUCUUUUCCUCUGUCCACCUGGUAAUCUCCUCCCAUGAUGACUUCAGAAUAGAGUAUCUGUUUUUGGAAUCUAGUGACAGAUAUUUGAAGACGUGGCCUUCCCAACAUUGCCAACUGUAGCAUUAAUGGAGAAGUCAACAGAUAUUUGUUUAGGGACAAUGAGGUGAGGGUCCGUGAACGGUUAUCCCGGGCAUGUUACUCGUGGUCAAUACACAAGAAGAUAUCUUACCCAGGCAGUGUGAAAGUAAUCAAAGAUUAAUUAGAUUAGCUUCAAUGGAAAGGAGACUAAUAUUUCACUCCGACAAACAUUUUGACUGAGCAGUGGAAAAUCCAUACACUUGCUUACAACACUGACGUUGUGCUCCUUUGACAUGGAAAGUCAGUUGUAGUAUGAAGUGGUUGUUGAUUCCACAUGAUCUUCAUUGACCAUUCUACGACUAUGAGUGAGGACCAUGUAAUGUGGAUUCUAUAUGUGAGCAUGGUCUAAGGAGGCUUGGACAUCCAGUGAGCUAUCUCAGAAGCCACACUGCUUCCCUCACUAGUGGAGUUGCAUGUCAAAUUGGCAUUCACCUAAUGUUAUGCAACGUGAGAUAUUUUGACAUUGAGGGAACUGAGAGAUAAAGGAUUAGUGCAGGAGAGUCUUGCAUAAUCUUACUGAAUGGCCAAACAGGCAAGUGUAGCUAAAUGGCUCACUCAGUCCUUGACAUUCCAGUGUUUGUUACUUCCUUGAAACUCUGUCACCUUCAUUCGAGAUUUUAAUUGCAAAGUAGUUGCACAUUGCUGAUCAGCAGUGAUGAAACGUUUUCUGCAUUGGAAUCUUAUUUACUCUUGAGACCCCAUAUCUUCAGGACAUGCUCAUUUCUUCUGUGGAUGAAAAGUUCUCAAAGUAUAACAGGCUUUUAAAGGACAGUAAGCCAAGGUGAAUAAUGAAACAGCAAGCUUCUCACUGGUUGCAAUGAGCAGUAUUGAUUUAGUUGACAGCACAUUUUGUCUCUGCUUUCCAAAAACUGAGUGUUUCAAAUACUUCCCAGGAUCUAAACUGAUGCUCUAAGGUUGUAUUGAGAGAGUGCUGCCCUGCCAGAGGAAUCUUCCUUUGUAAACCAAAGCUCAGGUGCCUUUUCAGGUGGAUGAAAAAGCACCUGUACAAUGAGUUGGGAGAAGUACAGAGGUGACCGAGCCAAAAUCUAUCUUUCAUUAAAAUUACUGUAUAAUAAACACUUUAUUUGGUUGUUCUUAUAUUGGGAUUGCUAGUGAGUGGGCUGGGGAAAGUUUACUGAUUGCUGCUUUAUCCAUAUUACAAAUUGAGCUGUAUUAUAUUUUGGGACAUUUCACACCUAUGAAAGGUGGUCAGUAAAUCCAAAUCUCUCUCUGUCCCUUUUUUUGUGCUCUUUUGAAAUGUUUUACAGAAGACAGAGAUUUGUGGCGCAGACUUUGGAGUAGAUAACAUUGCUGUAAAUUUCUGUUUCAGUUGAUAAUAAUUCAUGUUUAUGCGAUUGCUUUCAGUUAUAUUAAAAGCAGGCACUUUCUCUGUUCAAUUAUUGAUGGCAUGUCUCAUACCAUUAUGUAUGUGAGAAAUUGAAGCACUCCACUGGAAGCUAAUUAUCACUUAAGAACCAUACGUAGUAAAAUGAGUAACUAGAAGCCGCAGUUAAUUGCUGCCUUAUUUAAAAUGUUGUGCACGCUUAUAAAGAAAACCAUCGAUUGUCGAGAUUCAAAAGUGUCAAGGGAGAUAUGUAAAUUCUAUGCACAAUGCAAGCUGAGAAAUUGGGCAGUGGGGGGAAGCUGUGUGGGUACUUAUUUUAAAAGGCCAAUUUAAAAAGAAGUUUUAGCUGAAGGGAUCAUCAAUUCACAUAUAUGUCAGUGUCUCUCAUACUCUCUGAUGUUGUGUUGUCUCUUCAAUUUGUAACCAGUGACUGGCAAUUUUCCAAAUAAACCUCACUUAUAUGGCCUGGCUAAGUUUUAGGAUCAAAGUUGCAAUUAAACAUCCAGACCAAGAAACGUGGCACCCUUGACUCUGGAUGCAUGUCUGAUUCUUAUUAGAGGUGCAUAGUCUGGCAAAAAUACAUAAUAUCGUAGCUAAGUGUAAAUGAUCUGUUAGUUUUGAUUGUGGUAUGAUUCCCCUACAAUAACUGACUCGAGGCAAUUAGAAGCAGAUAUUAUAUGUGGGCUUUUGUAGCUGGUUCGGGGACAUUAAUAUUCAUGUUAUGAAUUUUUGGAGAUGUGGUCGAUUGCACUUUGGUUGUGAUGUCCCCACAAAACAUCUCCCCACUGGUGUUCAUCUGACCACUGGUGUGGAAUGGGAAAUAGUCCCACUGAGUGAGACAAUCCAUUAUUCAGCUUCUCCUUCCACAAUAACAAGGAAUGCAGGUUAAUUGGGAGAAAGGAAAGAGAUUAUCCAUCUGAUAGCAAAAAAAAACAAAAAGUGCUGGAAAUACUCAGCAGAUCAGGCCACAUCUGUGGGAAGAGAAACAGGGUCGAUGUUUGUGGUCAAAGACCCUUCGCUGCUUUUCGCUGACUUUGAUUAUCCAUCUGCAACCUUCUCACAUGCACUAACCUGUCUCGUUCCUUGACAUUGACAAGCAUCCAGCAUGCAGUUUGUCAAGAAGUGGCUCCAACCAAGAAGGUGAAGAUCGUUGAACCAUUUAUGAGUUCUGUUUUCAUUUUGCAGUUUCAAUUCGAUUGCAGGGAAAUUAAUUGGUCCUUGAUGGUGCUUAUAUCCCUUAGAAGGCUCAUCUCAUGCUGCAAUGUCAACUUCAUUUUCUUUAGCUUUGAUCUAACUUCCUGCACUAAGUCCAUGACUAAGCUUGAAAAGUGGCAGGAUGUGAGGCUGUGAAGGUGCUAUAUAAAUGAAAACCUUCUCUUCUUCCCUUAUUCUUAAGUACAUCAACAUAAUUUGCCUCAACAACUCUGCAUUUGUUCCAGAAUUCACCAUUCUCUUGAUAGAGUUAUUUCCCCUAAAUUCUUUACUUAAUUCAUUGAUGAUUACCUUAGAACUAUGGGCCCUCUGUAAGCCCUACUAUAAAUCCCUUACUUUCACUCCAACAAAGGCACCAUGUGAGUCCCAUAAUUGCUCCAUUAUGUGCACACACCUGAAUGCAUGUAAACAUUCAAUGAGUGAAAACCUUAAACACAGUGGUAGCUGGUUUUUAAGGGGAAACCCUUACCUAAUGAAAGGAUAUUUUUGCUAUUUUAGAAAUACAAAGAUGUAUAUGAAAUGAGAUUGUAAAGCAGAUGUAUUAUGAAAAUUUUCUUGUGUUUGUCAAGCAUCCAAAAGAAGGAACUCACAUUUACAAUUCACCCAGACUCAAGUCUGGGCGCUACCUGAAUAGGUACGUGUAAGCAAUGGGUGGCACAGUGGUUCAGCUAGUAGAGCCAUUGACUCACAGCUCCAGUGACCUGGGUUCAAUCCUGACUUCCAGUGCUGUUUGUGUGCAGAUUGUAUGUUCUUCCUGUGAUCAAAUUGGGUUUCCUCGGGGUGUUCUGGAUUCCUCCAGAGAAAGACCUACAGGUUGGUAGGUUAAUUGGCCACCGUAAAAUUCCCCCUCUUGUAGGUGGAUGGUAGAAUUGAUGGGAAUGUAGAGAGAGUGGAUAACAGAAAAAAAUGGUGGGGGAGAGAGAUUGAUCUGUGAGCUGGCAUAGACCAGAUGGACUGAAUGGCCUCCUUCUAUGUCAUAUGGAAGUAUGGAAGACUAUUAUUGAGAGCAUUGCAACUGUACACAAGUACUCCAUUUAUUGUGAUUGGGCAAACUUGUAACCUUGAAAUGCAAGCAUAACUUAUGCUAUCCUCAAGGGUUACAAGAAUGUAGCGUUGGCAGAGAUGGACAUUCCCAAAUCAAUAACAUUCAUGGAUAGUCUGUUGUACUGGUUCGCUGUUAAGCAAUACACCAGAGAGCACUGAUGAUCUGAUCGCUUCACUCUGAAGAUUAUCCUCUCAUGGUUGACUUGCCCCAAAGUGCUGUUGAUGGAGAAUGCAGUCCGUUCUAAAUCGGUGCAGAUUUGGAAUAAGAGAGAGGCAGGCAGAACAUAAUAUAAAAUUAAACUGCUUAUUACAAUUCCUUGGGUCAUGCUAAAAAUAUAUUAAAAUCUUGCUUUAUUCGAUCGUUGCAACUUAGUACUAACAGAUACCUUUCCUGAACUCCCUUUCUUAUUAUCAUUAACCCCCUUCACCUGUAACUGGACAACAACAUGAUUCAGAAGGAAACAAAGAUGAGUCCUGAAUAAGUCAGUGAUUUGUUUUGGAUGAAGAGCUUUUGAAUGUCUUGACCUUGGUAUAUGAAAUCGCUGGAUAUCAUUUAACCUGUUUGAAUACAAAAAAAAAAGCUGCCUGUGGAUGUUGUCUGUCGGUCAACUUGCCUUUUUAAUUCUUAUGCUGUUGAGGUGUGAUGUGUUUGUAUCUUUUAAUGUAGCAGACUUGAGACUUUCCACAGUGCUGUUAAUAUGUGAAAAAAAAAUGAAAAUGGCAACAAUUAAGAUGUGUAUGCUUCAAUAAACUGUUUUUUAAUAGCUGGCAGUGUGUUACAGUGUACGUACUAAAUAUAUAGAAAUUGAGUUCUCAUCAUGUUGCCACAGUACUAGACCCAGUGAGCACUAAAUAAAAGAGAAAGACUAUUUAUUAUUCCUGUCGCUGAUGCGUUGUGUUUAUGCCAGGGCUGGGAUAUCUUUUAAUUGUUGUUGUGGGAUUGCUUUCCAAGACAACACAUAAUUUUACACUGUUGGUGUAGUCCACCAAACGGUGGUUUAGUUUACGUCAUCGAGUGACAAAAUCCUUCACUGAAGCUUUUGGAUUGUUUUGAUGACCUUAGGCUUUCUGUUCCAAAUGAUUUGAUAACCAUUGGAUCUUUAUGGGCCUUGUUGCCAUAGCUUUAUAAGAAGAAUUAAUCUUUGUAAUUUGGUAUUGGUGAAGCCAUAUGACCUCUUAUAAUUAUACACAUUCCAUCUCUUGAUUCUCUGAACAUUAUUUAUGGAGUCUACGUUGACUGGUGCUGAUUCCAACAAUACUGAAUUUGGAUUUCCAUCUUACCCCCUUUUCCCAGAGUACUUGACUGUCAACAUCUUCCUUUGGCUGGCUCAAGUGUUCAACAAGGCAGGUCACAAAUAAUUAUUUGGGACCUGUCAGGUAUGUGUCACCCAGAGCUAGUUUAUGGGGUCUCCUGCAAAUGAUCAAAUUAAUGGUAAUGAGCUUUGAUGGUUCACUCUUUGUUUGGGGGCAGGAGAUGAUCAGAGUUGUCCAUGUUAUCCCAACAAAAUCCAUCAUGUGUAGCAUCUCUACCAUAUGCAGGAGGCUGCCAGAUCUGGCUCUGCAUGAACUGGAUGUGCAGGUUAUACUUUUAGCCUGUGCUGAUAAUAUCCUUUCUGAGGAUCCUUUUGACUUGCAGAGGGAAGGGGAGUGCCAGGGUUAGAAGAAAACAAACAAAAAAUGAGUCAUUACCAAAUGAUGUACAGUAACUCAUACCUGAAUGGCUUUAACUGCUUAUUUGGCAGUCUGAGGGAAGGCAUCAUCUUCACUUCAAACCCAUGGGCUGUAAGUUGUUCAGAGAAAAAGAUGUAUAGUCAAGCAAUUUUGUUUGUAGUACUCCCAUCUGUAAAAUUUUUGAAAGUAGAUUUUGUUUCCCAAGCAUAAAUAUGUGUAUGGGUAGAAGGGAAGAUUUCCACUUUGGUCCCUGGUUCCAGCCUGGUACCCAAUGAGACCUGUCACAACUAUUUGUGUUACAUGUCUGCUUUAGAAAUUGUAUCAAGCUGCAAGGACCUGAGAAUAUAUCACCGCAAUUGCCUCUGUUGGAAAAUAUAGCAGGCCUGAUGCACUGGUAUUAUUGCCGUCCUGUUCUUCUCUUUUGCAGUUCCAAUAAUAAAUAAA